AUGAUGCAAGACAUAGUCGUGAUUCGGCGUCCAGAUAAUGUUCCUCCAGGUUUCUUGUUUAAACCUUCAGACGAAGACUUGGUGUUACUAUACUUGAAGAACAAGACUGAAAAUCCACAAGGAUUUCACGUUGAGUUUAUGCCUGAUGCCAAUAUCUACGACUGCCAUCCCGAACGUCUGUUAUAUACGUAUGAGUUUGCACAAGGAAACAAGGAUGCAUAUUUCUUUUCUAAAAGAGAGAAGAAAUUUGGACAUGGGGAUAGAGCUAACCGGAUUGUAAAAGACGGCUGUGGACUCUGGAGUAAGUCGAUACCAAAGAAACCUGUCAACGGAGGAGUGGAUGGUAGGGUAAUCGGUCAUAAGAGUGGCCUUGUUUUCUUCAACGGUAAAAAGGAAAGUAAGGAUGGAAAAACAAAUUGGCUUAUGAAAGAAUUUGAAAUAUCUGAUGAACAAGACCAAUCGACUAAGAAUAGCGAAGAAGCUGGAUGCAGCAACAUGAAGUCGUAUGAUUUGGUGUUAUGUCAUGUUUAUGAGAAUGUCGAGGACAAGAAAUAA
Messenger RNA from Papaver somniferum (opium poppy), 555 nucleotides. RefSeq names its product NAC transcription factor 29-like. NCBI's taxonomy places the organism in Eukaryota, Viridiplantae, Streptophyta, Magnoliopsida, Ranunculales, Papaveraceae. Gene Ontology annotation, molecular function: DNA binding. The record is from RefSeq and is a predicted model, not a curated record. The transcript has a single exon. Gene Ontology annotation, biological process: regulation of DNA-templated transcription. The coding region runs from base 1 to 555 and encodes 184 amino acids.